Messenger RNA from Cimex lectularius (bed bug), 2366 nucleotides. It is a transcript of the gene Patr-1, whose product is annotated as protein PAT1 homolog 1. Gene Ontology annotation, molecular function: RNA binding. The transcript is spliced from 13 exons. Gene Ontology annotation, cellular component: P-body. Lineage: Eukaryota; Metazoa; Arthropoda; Insecta; Hemiptera; Cimicidae. Gene Ontology annotation, biological process: deadenylation-dependent decapping of nuclear-transcribed mRNA; P-body assembly. Bases 216 to 1973 code for a protein of 585 amino acids. The record is from RefSeq and is a predicted model, not a curated record.
UGAUUUUCCGACUCUCGUCCCUUUUGAGGUUCGGAGGAUUACUGACUUGUAUUUCUUUAAACCGUACGAAAUAGUCGUAUUAAUUUAAAUUUUGUUAUGCUUUUAUUAAUAAAGUGUCCCAUCGGAUGAUAAUACACCGGCUCGUUUUUACACCAGCUUAUACGUUGUUUUUUUGUUUUGUUUUUUUAUAAAGUUUAGUCGAUUGAAAGUCCGAAAUGUCGGAUAGUUUCUUCGGUUUCGAUACCACUCUAGAGGGCGGAGACGCCAUGGACGACGGAAUACCGUCGGAAGAGGACGAGGAGGAUUACGAUGCGCUCAACGACGAAACUUUCGGAGACAGUGUCAUCACUGGCGAUUGGGAACAGGACCAUGAAAAGUUGGCAGAGAUUGCUGAGCUUUCGAGACGGUCGCUUAUAGCAGAGAAUGGAGAUCUCAGUGCAAAAAUUGCUGCAUUCAUUUUGGAUGAUGAGAUACAAGACGAGAAACUGGAACCCAUUAAGCCAAAAAUGAGGCCACCGCCAGGCUUUUGCGCCCCAACACCCAACCAUAUUAAUGAUGAAAUUAUGCUGCCUAAUUUGAGAGUAAAUGCAAUGUGUACAGUAGAAGAAAUAGAAAGGAAUUUAAUAAAACCUAGUAGUGUGAGAUUAGAAGAUUUAGAAAGACGUAUAAUACUGAACAACCAAGAUGUUCUUCAGCUGCGAUCAAACCAAGGGAGCCCUGGUUUUAUUAAGCCACCGCACAGCCAUAACUUAAACAAUCAACUGUCCAAAGGAUCAUUGCUGCUACCCUUCCAGGUGGCACCCCCUCAAAUCCCAAAUCUCUCUUUUGUUUUACCUUGGAAUGCUAAUCCUUGGAAUCGUCUGUCAGGUCCGAUGGUCAGAGUUCCUCAUCCUUUCGACAUUAAUCGUAUUAUAUCCCCAAGCAUUCAACAACAGCUACAUAAGCAGCAGCAGAAGAGGAGAAGUCGGUCUGAUGAUGAAUAUGCAGGUCUUAUGACGCUUAGGGAAAGAAAUUGGCUCGCUUCCCUGCAGACGAUGCAAAUCAGCACAAACCAACCAUUUCAAGAUGACUAUUAUUUCAUGAUGUAUCAGACUACACAUUCUGGAAAUCACAAUAGAAAAUUAGGCUCAUCACUGAAAAAUAACAGAGAAAUUCCAUUAUUAAUAAAACCAACUUAUACUCCACUACAGUUUGAAAAUUCUUUAGGAAAAUUACAAGUAGGAAGUGUGAUGGCGCCAAGAAAAAUCAUUGACACCGACAUCGUGGAGAACAUUGACUGUGCAAGCAUCAGCUCUACGUCGAAGAAAGUCAAGCAGAUUCUUCUGGAAAUUGAACAUAUGUUUUCAACAGUCCUGCAAGCUGAAGAGGCAAUAUCACCGUUGGCGAACCAUAAUGAAGAAAUGGUUAACCCAGUUGAAUUGUUUAAAAAAACAGUCAACACAUUGUUAAAAGACGACAAAUUGGUUGCUGUACUGAAUAUUAGAAAAGGAAAGACAUUGGUAUUGAGAAUAUUACCUCACAUUGAAAUAUCAGCACCUCUCGUUGACAAGUUCAUCACGAUACUCCCUGCAGUUGCAAAGAAGGACACCGAUCAAAGUCUUCUAAGUGCAUUGCCACCAGUGAGGCAAUAUUUAUCGACCUGUAGUCUACAAUCUCUUGUAGAAUUGAGCACAAGUUUGACACAAGAUGCUACGUUCCUUCUCCAGAAUAAACUUGGAAUAUCAGUCAUUGCAAACAUGAUAGAAAGAGCUGAAGUUCUCAUAGCAAAUAGUGCCAACAGUAACGAUGCAAGGAACUGGAUAUCAUUUAUGAACCUGUUGGUGAUGAAUUGCUGCACCAGCGAACUGGAGAGGCCUGUUGUAGGUAUUCAUGGUCCAACCCUUGCAAAGCACCUUUCUAGGUGUUCCCAAUUGGGUAGUAUUUCCACCUUGCAAAAAGCACUCUCUAACCUAAGUACCAUUGAAAAAGGUUAAUAAGAAUAAAACUUACCCUAAAUUUAGAAUACCAUCACACAAUUUAGUAAAAGUAUAUAUUGAUUUAUAUUCCAGAUAAUUGUAUCAUAAUAUGUAAGUGUGAUAGGCCUUUGACUUCGGUAUUUUACUAAUGUAAUACCAUUUCUAUAGUUUUUCUUUUUUAUUUCAAACUGCUUAAUUUUUUAAUCAUAUUAAUUAAUUUUAUAUUUUAUAUUGAUAAGACAAAACAAAAACAAGUUAUUAUUUUUUGUUUGCAAAAUUAAAGUGGUUCGCUUGAGCGAGAGUGAGUGUGUGUAACCCCUCAUGGGAUCAAGAUAUUGCGGUCCUUAAUCAUAAAAUCUAAGUUUUAUUUUCUUUCAUUCAUUUAUUUUUCUUUGUUAAUAAGAAAAACAU